Molecule: messenger RNA, 531 nt
Organism: Macaca mulatta (Rhesus monkey)
Lineage: Eukaryota; Metazoa; Chordata; Mammalia; Primates; Cercopithecidae
Source: RefSeq, a predicted model, not a curated record
CAUGGGGAAAAGGACGAGAUAUCUUACUAUAGCUAUAGCUCCUUACUAGCACCCCUUUGUAGAGUUAGAAAUACAAUGGGCGGGGCACCCAGUGCUGGUCCUCUCAAGACGGCGAUAUGCAUCCCGGUGAUCACCAAGGAGAAUUACCCUCUCUACAUCCGCAGCACCCCCAUGGAGAGCGAGCUGAGGUUCCAGUACAUGGUGUACACAUCUCUGGACAUGGUGGAUGAGAAGAUCUCUUCAAUGGGGAAGGCCCUGGUCAACCAGAGGGAGCUCUAUCUGGGCCCGCUCUACCCCACAGAGGACUACAAGGUCUUGCCUCAUAACUACACUACCAUCUCCAAGGUGAAGUUUGUCAUGGUGGUGAAUCCCUCCAACACAGCUCUUCGAGACAAUGAAAUCCACAGGAUGUUCUGGAAGCUGCACAACUCCUACAUAGAUGUGAUGUGCAACCCCUUCUGUAACCCGAGGACAAUAUCCAGGCCAGGGACUGAUAACAUGGUGAUGUCUAUGAUGAUACAGGUCUGCUGA